AAAAAAUUAUUACUGUAAAUAUCUCUUCAAAAAUGAUUUCUUCGAACAUUAUUCGUUAAGAGUUUUAUUCGAAUUAACAAAGAGUCCAUAUAAAAUAGUUUUCAUUUUUUUCAUACAGUACCUACACAUCUUACAUAAAAUAUAUUGAUUUUAAAAUAGUAUUAAAAUUAAGUAUUCAAAAUAAAUAAAACCUGUUUUAGUAAAUAAGGAAAAAAUUACAAUACGAUUAACACGCAACAAUUUUCUAUCAGGACAACCUUCCAAUUUCACAGUCCAACAGUAAACGUUCGCUACAAUUUUUGUUGAUCGGAAACCAUUUUCAUCACAAGAUGAACAUUAACUACGCACAAGGAAUUGUUUUGAUAGUUCUUGCGUGUGUGUUACACACAAAUUGUACAAAAACUGAAAAAUCUGACAAAGUUCCUUCCAAAUCGAAUCUCAAAGAUGAUCAAAAAUCAUUAGAUGUCAAAAAAAACGAUGGUGAAGCUGAAAAAAUGUUAUUAAAUAUUGCCACUAUAAUACAAGGUUGUAUAGACGAAAGAACGAUGAAUAAUAAAGAGUUCAAAAUAAAACUGGAUAAUUUGUAUAAGAACUUUGUAAUGAAAACAAUAAAAAAAUCAAUAACAAAACUUACAAAUAAAGUGAAUGACAUUAAAAAACAAUAUGAAAAAGACGUCAAAGUAUUGAAGAUAAUGAACAGUAUGCCGGAUACCGGAAGCAGUAAAAAUAACAAUAAAUCGUCAAAAAAAUCAAGCAAAAAAUAACCACGAAUGCACGAGGUUAAAAAGAUUAUUCCGAUACAAUAAUAUAUUAUUUCAUUAUAAACUAUCAUACUACCAGAGGAUUCAUUUGAUAAUGACUACAAUUUUUAUUAGGUAUAAAAUAGGUACUUAAUAGUUAAAUAAAAGAUAAAUUAUAACAGAUAGUUUGGAUAGGAACAAGCUAUUGAAUUAUAACUAAUAUUUUCUCAUCCCAACUUAUUUUCAAUCAUAAGAUCAAUUACUAAUGAUCGGACCGCCAAUAUUCCAGUUAUAUUGUAUUAAGUUUAAUUUAUUAUACUGCGAAAAAAAUAAAAUAAAAACUUGUCAGAUAAAAAUUGUUGUUAAUUAUAUUUUUAUUCCAUCAAAACUACAAACCAGUAUAGUGUAAUUAACUUUUUAGUAAAGUAGGUUGUAUAGCAGUAUACCUAUAGCACUUACUACAAAAUUGUUAUAUAAUAUUUUAAAACAAUAAAUACUAUAAAUAUAAAUAUACAUUUUCAUCAAUCAA
Molecule: messenger RNA, 1269 nt
Organism: Acyrthosiphon pisum (pea aphid)
Lineage: Eukaryota; Metazoa; Arthropoda; Insecta; Hemiptera; Aphididae
Exons: 5
Coding region: 330-764 (144 amino acids)
Source: RefSeq, a predicted model, not a curated record